AGUGUGAGUGAGAGUGAGAGUGAGAGUGAGAGUGAGUUGACAGAUUUUUGCUGUCCUGUGUAAAUAUCGGAGCUGUUUUCCAGCGGUGGAGAGAAACUCAAGGAGGACAAGAGCUCGAAUCAGGCACCGAGGUUGCGUUAUUUCUUUUUGAUUGAAAUUAAUAUUCAGUGAAGCUCCUCCCACAACAAUCACACAUUCAGCAAUAAAUGCUGGAAUAUUCCCAUCAGAUCAUCAGGAAGAGCUGAAAUCUUUAUUAAAGAGGACAGAGAGAAGAUGCGAGAUCCAGAACCCUGCAGAAUCAAACACACUGAAGAUACUGAACAACAAACAGAGUUGAUUGAAGACAAUGAGGAGAAAGAAGAAUUGAGUGAAUUUGAGGAGAAAAAUCAUGUCAGAAGUGGAGAAAAACCCAAACAGAAAGAUUUAAAGAAAAGAAGAGCCAAGAAAUCCUUAACCUGCACUCAGUGUGGAAAGAGUUUCACAUACAAAUCUCUUCUUGAGGUUCACAUGAGAAUUCACACUGGAGAGAAACCGUUCACUUGUGAUCAGUGCGGGAAGAGUUUCACACAAUCAGCAAAACUUAAGCAACACAUGAUCAUCCACACUGGAGAGAAACUGUACGCAUGUGAUCAGUGUGGGAAAACAUUUUUGUGGGCUUCAAACCUCAGGACACACCUGAAAGUUCAUACAAAGGAGAAGCCACAUUCAUGUCAUUUGUGUGGAAAAGACUUUUUCAUUACUACACAAUUUGAAAGUACAUCAGAAAAUACAUAAUGCUGUGAGAGACUACAUGUGCUUUGAGUGUGAAAAGACUUUUAUUACAGAUGCACAUUUGAAACGGCACCAGAUGAUUCACACUGGAGAAAAACC
Molecule: messenger RNA, 870 nt
Organism: Labeo rohita (rohu)
Lineage: Eukaryota; Metazoa; Chordata; Actinopteri; Cypriniformes; Cyprinidae
Product: zinc finger protein 214
Exons: 3
Coding region: 274-774 (166 amino acids)
Biological process (GO): regulation of transcription by RNA polymerase II
Molecular function (GO): RNA polymerase II cis-regulatory region sequence-specific DNA binding; DNA-binding transcription factor activity, RNA polymerase II-specific
Source: RefSeq, a predicted model, not a curated record